AUGUUUCCCACGAACGUGUUCGAUUCUCAUCAGCAGCACAUGAUGCUUGAUAUGUCAUCGUCUCACAAUGAGAGUGAUUUGGGAAUAAGGACCGGAGAUGAUGAGUUCUUUGACAUUAAAUCUGCUACUGAGAUCGUCAUGGAAGCUCCAUCCGGUGAUGAUGAGCAAGAUCCCAACCAACGACCCAAGAAGAAGGGUUACCAUCGCCACACACAGCACCAGAUACAAGAAAUGGAAGCGUUCUUCAAGCAGUGUCCACACCCAGAUGACAAGCAAAGAAAGGAGCUGAGCCGUGAGCUGGGAUUAGAGCCAUUGCAAGUAAAGUUUUGGUUCCAAAACAAGCGGACACAGAUGAAGGCACAACAUGAGAGGCACGAGAACGCUAUAUUAAAGGCUGAGAAUGAGAAGCUUCGUGCCGAGAACAGCAGAUACAAGGAGGCCCUAAGCAAUGCUACUUGCCCCAACUGUGGAGGACCUGCUGCCCUUGGUGAAAUGUCCUUUGACGAGCAGCACCUCCGGAUUGAGAACGCUCGUCUCAAACAAGAGAUUGAUAGGAUUUCGGGAAUAGCGGAGAAAUAUGUUGGGAAGCCAGUGACUUCCUCUCACAAUAGCAAUCACAUGGCUCCACAUUCUCGCUCGCUUGAUCUUGGAGUUGGUAGCUAUGGUGGAGGAUCACAGUCCUCAGCCGGCGGCAUGGUUGGAGAGAUGUAUGGCGGCAGUGAGCUUCUGAGGCCGUUCCCAGUUCCUUGUGAUUCGGACAAACCCAGGAUUGUGGAGCUUGCUGUGGCAGCUAUGGAGGAACUAACAAGACUAGCUCAGGUUGGAGAUCCUUUGUGGGUCCAAAGCAACCAGCACUGUACUGAGAUUCUAAACGAAGAUGAAUACUUGAGGACCUUCCCGCCUAGAGUUAUAGGCCCAAAAGCGUUGGGCUUGAGAUCUGAAUCCUCAAGAGAAUCCGCGGUGAUUAUCAUGAAUCACACUAAACUGGUUGAGAUACUAAUGGAUGUGAAUCAAUGGUCAACAAUGUUCUGUGGUAUUGUGUCAAGAGCGUUGACACUUGAAGUGCUUUCAACCGGAGUGGCAGGAAACUAUAACGGAGCGUUGCAAGUGAUGUCGGCUGAGUUCCAGGUGGCAUCGCCUCUUGUUCCAAGCAGAGAGAACUAUUUCGUAAGGUACUGCAAGGAACAUUCGGAUGGGAGAUGGACAGUGGUAGAUGUGUCGUUGGAGAAUGAGAGCAGAAGCCGAAGAAGCAGCCGAAGAAGGCCCUCUGGCUGCUUAAUUGAAGAACUCCCAAACGGCUACUCCAAGGUGACAUGGAUUGAGCAUGUAGAAGUGGAUGACAGAGGCGUGCAUACACUCUACAAGCCAUUGGUGAAGUGCGGGCUGGCCUUUGGAGCUAAGAGGUGGAUGGCGACGUUAGAGAGACAAUGCGAACGUGUUGCGAGUUACAUAGGAGGAGGAGCAGGGGAGCUGUGUGGUACGAGUGCGGAGGGAAGGAGGAGCAUGCUGAAGUUGGCAGAGAGAAUGGUGAUGAGCUUCUGCACUGGAGUGGGAGCUUCCACGGCACAUGCAUGGACCACUCUGUCGUCGGAUAUGGAUGAUGUGAGGGUUAUGACGAGGAAGAGCAUGGACGACCCUGGCAGACCCCCUGGCAUUGUCCUCUGCGCUGCCACUUCCUUCUCCCUCCCUGUUCCUCCCAACACUCUCUUUCAUUUCCUCAGAGAUCAGAACUCCCGAAGCCAGUGGGAUAUCCUCUCCAACCGAGGCCUUGUUCAAGAAAUCACACACAUAGCAAGCUCUGCCAACGUGCUUUCUCUGCUUCGCGUCAAUAGUGUGAAUUCGAGCCAAAGCAACAUGCUGAUACUUCAGGAGAGUUGUACAGACUGCAGUGGAUCCUAUGUGGUAUAUGCACCCGUGGACAUGGCUGCCAUGAAUAUAAUUCUUAGUGGCGGGGAUCCAGAUUACCUGGCCCUGCUUCCCUCGGGUUUUGCGAUUCUUCCUGAUGGCCUUGCUGCAUCUUCUGGAGGGUCUCUCCUCACGGUUGCGUUUCAGAUCUUGGUUGACUCCGCCCCAACCGCCAAGCUAUCCCUGGGUUCAGUCGCCACUGUUAACACUUUAAUUAAGUGCACCGUUGAAAGAAUCAAAGCUGCUGUCAUUUCUGACACUACCUCAUUUCACAACCUUGCUUCCUAG
Arachis stenosperma is the source of this 2193-nucleotide messenger RNA. Its product is annotated as homeobox-leucine zipper protein MERISTEM L1-like. Gene Ontology annotation, biological process: regulation of DNA-templated transcription. Gene Ontology annotation, molecular function: DNA-binding transcription factor activity, RNA polymerase II-specific; DNA binding; lipid binding. The coding region runs from base 1 to 2193 and encodes 730 amino acids. The transcript has 6 exons. The record is from RefSeq and is a predicted model, not a curated record. Lineage: Eukaryota; Viridiplantae; Streptophyta; Magnoliopsida; Fabales; Fabaceae.